UCGCCGAUCAGCCUUCUCUUUUUGUCUUACAUUGCUAUGUCCAACAAUCUCUUGCAUCAGCCAUUUUCUAUAUCAAGAAGCACCUUCAUUGCCAGUAAGAAGUCAGAUCUCUGGGAGGCAGGAUUGUAAUGUAAUGAUGCAAGCAUCAUCUGUGUCUCGUGGUGCCACUGUAGGAUCUGAGGGGUCUAUUCCAGUUCACAUGGAUGCAACUCAGUUACAAGGUAAGCGGAAAUCACCGAUGCAGCCUUUGUACAGUGUGACUGCUUCUCCUGAAUUGUUGUCUGUGCAAAAUAAACGGAUGGUACCUAUGCCGGUGAAGUUAUCUUCUGUUUCCCCUAAGACACAGUUUUUGCCUGCAUCUUUUUCUUGUAAUAAACCACCCGGGAAGCAAACUGCAGCGAGGAAACAGGUUUCACCGAGAUCGCUGCCGCUGAAGCCUCAGAACGAAUCAUCUGAAUCCGUGAGGUCUAAAAUGAGAGAAUCGUUGGCAGGUGCACUGGCAAUGGUACAGUGCCAAAUGGAAGAUGCCAAGGAGUCGAAAAGGAUACAUUGUGAGACAGUAACUAAUCUUCUCGAAAGUCAUGUUUAUGAGCCAGUGUCAGCAGCUUCUGGAGCUGAUGCGAUGGUAUCUAAUCGGAGCACAGCAAAGCUGACCUUAAGUGAUCUUAGUCCUGAGGGAGGUGGCUCUGUAGAGACAGUGUUACCGGAGAUUUUGACUGACAACAAGUCAAGUGAUGCUAAAGAAUUUAUUGCACAAGAACCUCAGGCUGUAAAACCUUUUCAGGAAGACAGUGUUUCAUAUAGUGACAAUGUCUUUACAAAAGAUGAUCUUUUGCAAGGGAAUGACCUCUCUUGGGCUCUCGAGUCAGAUAUAGAGUUAACAGAAAAUUGUCAAAAUGAAAUGAUUGGAGCAAUAGCUAAUGAUGAGAGCCAGGAAAGAUCCAAGGAUAAAUUGUUACUGGAUCCACAAGUUUUGGCAUUUAAAAUAGAAGCAGAACUCUUUAAGCUAUUUGGUGGUGUGAAUAAGAAAUAUAAAGAGAAAGGAAGGUCUCUCUUAUUCAAUUUGAAAGACAAGAAUAAUCCUAAACUCAGGGAAAAGGUUAGGUUUGGGGAGAUUCCAGCAGAGAGAUUGUGUUCCAUGUCAGCUGAAGAACUUGCUUCAAAGGAAUUGGCAGAAUGGCGACAAGCAAAAGCAGAAGAGAUGGCUCAAAUGGUUGUUUUGCAGGACACAGAAGUAGAUAUCAGAAGCCUGGUAAGGAAAACACACAAAGGAGAGUUCCAAGUGGAACUUGAACCAAUGGAGAGUGGCUCUAUGGAGGUCUCUGUUGGAUCGAGUUUGCUUAACUGGUCUCGACCAAAGAAUAUUAAGAAGAAAACCGCCUCUAUAACUAAAACACUUGGAGUCGAGAAUGAUUUGAACAGCACUGCGCCAAUUAACGGAGUCGCACUAGAUGAUGAGAUGCAGGCUGCCACUGGAUCUCUUCCUCCAGUUGUCUCUCUUGAUGAAUUCAUGUCAUCCAUGGAUUCAGUAUCUCCAUCUGACUCUUCGUCUUCAGAUACUGAGAAAAGACCUGCUGUUUCACAUAAUAAUGAUGCAAAAGCGGUUCUAAUUUUGACAUCACCUGAAGAAAGUGCUAAUCUCAUUCUUGGUACAUCACCAGUCAAGGCUGAGGCAUCACCGCUUAAGGCUGAGGAUGAUGUCAUAGUAUCGUCAAAGCCUUAUUCUGAUUUGAAAUCUGAAAUCACUACUGUUAACUUACCUGCGGGCGAGCGUGUAUGGGAAGGUGCACUCCAGUUGAGUGUUUCUUCUGUGAGCUCUGUCAUCGGCAUUCUGAAAAGUGGCGAAAAGACUAAUACAAAAGAGUGGCCUAUGUUGCUUGAGAUCAAGGGUAGAGUCAGAUUAGAUGCAUUUGAGAAGUUUGUUCGAGAGCUCCCAAAUUCCAGGAGCCGUGCUGUAAUGGUCAUGUGUUUAGUCUGCAAAGAAGAGUGCUUCAAGACGGAACAAGAAAACUUUUCUGAGGUGGUGGAUUCGUACUGUAAAGAUGAGAGGGUGGGUUACGCUGAACCGGCUUCAGGAGUUGAGCUUUACCUUUGCCCAGCCCGUGGCAAAACCGUGGAAAUCCUAAACAAGAUUGUUCCCAAAAACCAACUAGAUUUUUCUUUAGAUGAUGAUGCUCUUAUAGGUGUUGUUGUAUGGAGAAGACCACUAUUAAAAAAACCACCAAUAUCUAACUCUCACAAGAACACACUUAAAAUUUCUCGUUACAGUAACAUGCGACAGAUCAACCAAGACGAUGGUGGUGAUGUGCCACCGGGGUUUGGUCCAUUGGCUAUGGCUCGGGAUGAUGAUGAUGACUUGCCUGAAUUUAACUAUAUUUCUGGUGGAGAUGUUGUCAUGAAUCGGACAAGCCGCUCUGAUUCUGUAAGAGAGCUAAUUCACAAAUAUGGAAAAUCUGAACCAUUGUGGAACCAAGGUUAUAGUAAUGACGAAAAUGUACACCCUCAGCAAAACCCAACUCUUGGGCAUAAUUAUGUUAACGGUGGCUCGAUGGUUAGACCACGUAGCGAGUGGUGGCUUCAUCAGGCUGGAGGUGGAGGAUAUUAA
Messenger RNA from Eutrema salsugineum, 2605 nucleotides. RefSeq lists its product as uncharacterized. The record is from RefSeq and is a predicted model, not a curated record. Bases 134 to 2605 code for a protein of 823 amino acids. NCBI's taxonomy places the organism in Eukaryota, Viridiplantae, Streptophyta, Magnoliopsida, Brassicales, Brassicaceae. Gene Ontology annotation, cellular component: nucleus. Gene Ontology annotation, biological process: DNA-templated transcription. The transcript is spliced from 6 exons.